AUGGCAGGCUCACAGUUGAAAAGAUUAAAGGCAACAUUAAGAGCACAUGGACUCACUGGUGAAGAACAAAGAUUGAAAGCCUAUAAUGUUAAAAAACAACUGAAGAAUAGACGCGGAGGUAUCAAUGACAAAAGAUUUGGUGAAAGAGAUAGAAAUUUGACGGAAGAAGAGAAAAUGUUGGAGAGAUUCACUAGAGAAAAACAAAGUCAAUCCAAGAGAAAAUCAAAUCUAUAUAACCUAGAUGACGACGACGAAAACGAUGAAUAUGGAAACGAAUUCGAGAAUAAUCUAACUCAUCUGGGUAGUACUUUAUCAUACGAUAUGGAUGAAACCGAUAAUUUUGGUAGUGAUAACGAUGAAUUCUUUUCAACUAAAAAUAAUAAAAGGUCACACUAUGAAGAAGAUUCUUUAGGUUUUGAUAAUUUAACUGGUCCACCAAAGAAGAAGACUAAAGCUGAAGUUAUGCAGGAAAUCAUUGCUAAAUCCAAAUUCUAUAAACAAGAAAGACAAAAAGCUCAAAGAAAAUUAGAAGAUGAAAUUGAAAAUGUUGAUAAUGAAUUUGAUGAUGUUAUGGCUGAAUUAUUCGAUUCUAAUACCAGUGCUUUUCAAAAACCAGCUUCUAAUGAACCUAUUAUUGAAACUAAAUCAGAGAAGGAUAUUGAAUAUGAUAUGAAUGUGAAAAAAUUCUUAUUAGAUAAAAGAGCAGUCCCAGCUGAUAGAACUAAGACAGAAGAAGAAUUAUUAAAGGAGGCUGAGGAAAAGAAAAAAAGAUUAGAACAACAAAGAUUAGAUAGAAUGAACGGAAUUUUUGUUGAUGAGGAUGGUGAUGAAAGAGGUGUGGAAGAUUUAGAUGAUGGGUUCUGGGAAAGUGAAAUAGAGGACAAUUUUCCAAAUGAAGAAGACAUUAUUGCGGAUUCAGAUGAUGACGUUAAGUUUAAAGAAGAUGAUCAAGAACAAGAAACGACUAAUAGCAAAGAAAAAGAUAAUAUUGCAAGAAUAACAGUGAAUAAGUCUAUUUCAUGUCCAGAUGAUCAUGAGUCAUUAUUAAAUAUUUUAGAACAAUCCUCAUUAUCUGAUCAUCCAAAAAUUAUUAGAAAAAUUAUUAGAGAUCAUCAACCAAAAUUAGCUGAAGGUAAUAAAGAACGUCUAGGCAAAUUCACCGCUGUUCUUUUAAGACACAUCUUGUUUUUGGCUACCGAAGAUUAUUCAGAAAAUAUUGCAGAAUUCAGAAAAGUUCAAGAAUCCUUAAUAUCAAUUUUAAAAACAGUCUCUGAAAAAUACAAUAAAGAACUUUCCAAUGAAUGUAGAGUUAUAAUUAAAGAAAUUCAAGAAAAUUUUAAAAAUGAAAAUUUCAAAUCCCUCAAUAAUGAUGAUCUAAUGUUUUUCAUUCUUGUUGGCGCCAUUUUUUCAACAUCUGACCAUUAUCAUUUGGUGGCUACAUCCUGUGUAAUUUUAAUGGUUGAAUUUUUGGAACAAAUUAAGUUCAACAGUCUAUCUAAAAUUUCAUAUGCCAGUGUUAUUGUUAAUAUUCUUUCACAAUAUCAAAGAAUAUCAAAAAGAUACAUACCAGAAUUGGUUUUCUUCUAUGAAAAAAUUUUAGCGACAUUUAUCAACAUUGAUGAAACUAUGGCUAUCAGGAUAGAUACAGAUAAAUUGACUUUUAAAGAUGAUAUAAGAUUCGAUAACGAUGAUUCAUCUAUAAUACAUUUACAUGAUAUUUUCAAUGACCAAAUAAAUCAAUCUACAGAUUUUCAAAAAUCUGUUCUUUUGAAUAUUUUACAUUCAUUAGAUUCAACAAUCUCCAACAUUUGGAAAAAUCUACCUGCAUUUCCUGAAAUCAUAAUUAAUAUUAAAUCAGUUUUGUCUCAAUAUAUACGUAGAUUUGAGACUUUAACAAUAGCCAAAAACAUUUUCGAUAAAAUUAUCAAGUUAGAAAAAUUCCACAAACAUAUACCGUUAACAUUACAAAAUCACAAGCCACUAUCUAUUCCAUCAAAUGCGCCUAAAUUUGAAGAAAACUUCAACCCAGAUAAGAAAUCUUAUGACCCAGAUAGAACUAGAAAUGAAAUUAAUAAGAUGAAGGCCCAAAUCAAGAAGGAACGUAAGUUUACUAUGAAAGAAAUCCGUAAAGAUGCGAGAUUUGAAGCUAGGCAAAGAAUUGAAGAGAAGAAGAAAGCAAAUGAAGAAUAUCAUGCUAAGAUGGCCCGUAUCUAUAAUACUAUCAGUACUGAAGAAGGUGCAGAAAAAAACAAAUAUGAAAGAGAGAAAAAACUUCGUGCUGGCAAAAAGUAA
Molecule: messenger RNA, 2292 nt
Organism: Arxiozyma heterogenica
Lineage: Eukaryota; Fungi; Ascomycota; Saccharomycetes; Saccharomycetales; Saccharomycetaceae
Gene: NOP14
Product: snoRNA-binding rRNA-processing protein NOP14
Exons: 2
Coding region: 1-2292 (763 amino acids)
Biological process (GO): maturation of SSU-rRNA
Cellular component (GO): nucleolus; small-subunit processome; Noc4p-Nop14p complex
Source: RefSeq, a predicted model, not a curated record